Messenger RNA from Notolabrus celidotus (New Zealand spotty), 2034 nucleotides. It is a transcript of the gene gla, whose product is annotated as galactosidase, alpha. Gene Ontology annotation, molecular function: alpha-galactosidase activity. The transcript has 7 exons. NCBI's taxonomy places the organism in Eukaryota, Metazoa, Chordata, Actinopteri, Labriformes, Labridae. Gene Ontology annotation, biological process: oligosaccharide metabolic process; glycosylceramide catabolic process; glycoside catabolic process. The coding region runs from base 215 to 1564 and encodes 449 amino acids. Gene Ontology annotation, cellular component: cytoplasm. The record is from RefSeq and is a predicted model, not a curated record.
CCUCCCAACCAGAUUUCCUCUUAGCCCCCAAACACAGAUCGGCGUGUGCAGUCCUGAUAGUGCCUCAUAAUUUCAUCCGACUCCAGCAGAAGUGAAAAUCGGCGCUUCCUUGUCAAACACGGAUGUCAGGACGGAUUGCUAUUGGGCAGUCACAGGCAGAUAUCCAAUUCAUUGGUCCAGAAUGAAGUCAUUAAUUUAGUUGGGCGGGCUUUAAAUGUUUUACACGAGGAAAUGGUGUAGCAGUAUUGUUAUUGUAGCGACACAAGUGCAGAUGUUGAAUGUGAAAAUAUACAGAGGGGUGUUUCUCCUCGCGCUCGCAGUUUUUGUUCCUCGUGCUGCUGAGGCGCUGGACAAUGGUCUGGCACUGACACCUACAAUGGGCUGGCUGCACUGGGAGAGAUUCAUGUGUAAUACCGACUGUGACAAGGACCCCAAUAACUGUAUCAGUGAGCGUUUGUUCAUGCAGAUGGCAGAUGUGAUGGUGAAGGAGGGCUGGAAGGAGGCCGGUUACGAGUACGUCUGCAUCGAUGACUGCUGGCCCUCCCACCAGCGCGAUGCCCAGGGCCGCCUGCAGGCAGACCCCAAAAGAUUCCCGGGAGGCAUCAAGAAACUAGCAGACUAUGUCCAUUCUAAAGGACUGAAGCUGGGCAUCUAUGCAGACGUGGGGGAAAAAACCUGUGCUGGAUACCCUGGUAGUCUUGGUUACUAUGAGAUUGACGCUCAGACCUUUGCUGACUGGGGUGUGGAUCUGCUCAAGUUUGACGGCUGCUACAUGGGCUGGAAACUGCUGGGAGAAGGUUAUGUGAAUAUGUCAAAAGCACUGAACAAAACUGGAGCAAGUAUCCUGUACUCCUGUGAGUGGCCUUUGUACGAGUGGCCUUUUAGACAGCCCAACUACACAGCCAUCCGUGAGACGUGUAACCACUGGCGUAAUUACGCUGAUGUGUAUGACUCGUGGAACUCGGUCAAGUCCAUCUUAGACUGGACGUCAUCUCAUCAAGACAUCAUUGUCCCCUCAGCUGGACCUGGGGGCUGGAAUGACCCUGAUAUGCUCGUGAUUGGAAACUUUGGCCUAAGUCAUGACCAGCAGGAGUCUCAGAUGGCAUUAUGGGCCAUCAUGGCAGCCCCUCUGUUCAUGUCUAAUGAUCUGAGAGAUAUCUGUCCUUGCUCCAAGAAGCUGCUGCAGAACAGACACAUCAUUGCCAUCAGCCAGGAUCCUCUGGGCAAACAGGGAUACUGCACAGUCAAGGUGGCCAGCUUUGAAGUGUGGGAGAGGCCUCUGUUUAAGAACCAACUAGCUAUUGCUGUGCUGAACAAACAAGAGAUCGGAGGUCCGAGAGACUUUUCCAUCAGCGUGGCCCCUGGCUGGAAAUUCUGCAGCCCCCUGUGUAAUGUCACGCAGAUUCUGCCCCAGUACAAGGAGAUAGGUGUUCAGACUCCAAAAAGCAACUUGGCUGUAUCCGUCAAUCCUUCGGGAACUGCUCUACUGACUGUCACUCAAAUCAGCAAAGACUUCAACCAGCUGCCCUGGCAGAACAUGCCAGUCAAGCGAAUGGGUUUAUAGUCGGACGAUGGUUACGCACGUCACUGUCCUGCACUAUUCAUUCUUUUAAAUGGAAAAGGUAACAAGUAUUUCCUUUACAUACAGUUUGAAUGAUCUGGGAUACACUGGAGGUAAAUACUCAUGUUGAAUAAGUCACUGGAAGAUGUUUUUGCACUACAGGCUGGAAUGACAAAGGUUCUAAUUAUUUUCAAAGCCAAACUUUGGGUCCUGCACAGUCAACAGUUUUAGUGAAAGAAGGACCAAACUCAAAGUAUAUUUUGAAACAUUUAUUGAAAACUGUGACAACCUCCAGAAGACUGAGCCACAGUUUAAAACUGGAUGACCUGGCCCUGUAAGAGACAGAUAAAAAAGCAGGUUAAAAUUAUGUUGAUACAAGUUUCACUUUAGAGCUGGCUUGAAAUAAGAAAUGCAUGAUCCAUGAUGUUUAUGAAUUUGUUUAUCAUUCAAAUAAAGACAGAUUUUAAAGAUUA